AUGCAAUAAGAAGUACAUUAUGAUGAACUUUUUGGAAUUUCACUAAUUUCUAUGCGUUAUUUGUCACUUACUGUUCGUUUAGUUGUUUUGCUCAAAUAGUAAGGAAUAAUUCUAUAAAUAAGAUCUUAUGUAAUUUAAAUGAUGCAACAAUAAAGGGACAUCUUGAUUUUCAACAAAUCUAGAAACUAGGAUCUCAGUAUCUUAGACUUAAGUUCUGAAAUCUUGAAUGACUCAUAGUUCGUGGAAACUAUGAAACUUAUUGGUGAUUGA
This is a messenger RNA of Paramecium tetraurelia, 270 nucleotides long. RefSeq lists its product as uncharacterized. The record is from RefSeq and is a predicted model, not a curated record. The transcript has a single exon. NCBI's taxonomy places the organism in Eukaryota, Ciliophora, Oligohymenophorea, Peniculida, Parameciidae.